Fragaria vesca subsp. vesca is the source of this 693-nucleotide messenger RNA. RefSeq lists its product as uncharacterized. The record is from RefSeq and is a predicted model, not a curated record. Lineage: Eukaryota; Viridiplantae; Streptophyta; Magnoliopsida; Rosales; Rosaceae. The coding region runs from base 1 to 693 and encodes 230 amino acids. The transcript has a single exon.
AUGGACAUUAUACAUGAUGCUUUUUCUUCAUUUGCUGCAAGACAUGAGGAAGAGGUUGUUUACGAGACCACUGAUGCAGACUAUGCUUUUUCAAAUGUUGACAAUGAUGAUUACGAUAAGUAUAAUAGGCUGCUUGAUAAAGCACAGACCCCAUUGUACCCUGGGUGUAAUGUAACUGUCUUGGGUGCCAUCAUUGAACAGAUUAUAACCAAAGUUGACAGCAAUUGGUCGAAUGUGUCAUUUAACCGUAACUUGGUGAACAUCAAGAAAUUGCUUCCUCCAGGAAACAACUUUCCCCACAGCUUUGAUAAGGUACAGAGUAUGUUGAAAGAUCUUGGCCUCGGUUAUGAGAAUGACGCAUGCAAGAAUAACUACGUUUUGUUUUAUGGAGUCAUCAACAAAGACCUAGAUUACUGUCCAGUGUGCAAAGCGUUGAGGUGGAAGUCAUCAUCUUCUUCAUCUAAGAAGAAAAGGAUUCCAAAGAAGGUGCUUCAUUAUUUCCCAUUGAUUCCUAGGUUGAAGCGUAUGUACAUGUCUUCACACACUUCAGAAAAGAUGAGAUGGCACGGGGUAACGAGAAAAAAUGAUGACACUCUCAGACAAUCCGCAGAUGGGGAGGUUUGGAAAUCAUUUGACAGAUCAUUUCCUGAUUUUGCAGAAGACAUUCGAAAUGUAAGACUUGGACGGGUUUAA